AGUUGCCCACACUACAUCAAAGUUGCUUUGAUAUAUCUACAAAUACUGCUUACAAAAUUCUUAAUAGAUUUCUGUUUCAUAAAUUGACUGAAAGGAUGGAGAAAUUUGGAUUUCAAAAAGUUUCAAACAAUCCUUCUCAACCUGGACAACCAUCAAUUACUCACAACAUACGAAUCCCUCAUCCGCAAACUCCGCCAGCCCAAAUGCAGCCAUUACGUGAAUCAUUUAGAAAACAGUUAAUGGUAGACAAUGCACCAGGUAAUGAUGUUGUUGUUGCCAACUGUGUUGCUGUUAACCCUGCGGACUUUGCUCAAGUACCUGAUCGUGCCCCAGUAAUUUUGGAUGGCAAUUUUGUUUAUUCAAUUGCUAAAGAUGAACGAACUAAACCAGGUACUAUUGGUUUGGCAGGUAAUAUGAGAACCUGGGGGAAAUGGUCUCUUGGACAACCUGUUACAAUCGAGAAUUAUAAUAUUUUUCAAAAUGGACAACAACAACAAUAUCUCGGUGCAGUUGACCUUUUUAUUGAUUUUAAAUCUAGAAGCAGAGCCAAUUCAAAUCCAAUAAAUCAUGAUCAAUUAGUUGAUUUAUUCUUAAAAAAGUAUGAAAAUCAAAUUUUACAACCUACUCAAGUUAUUUAUAUGGAAUUUAAUGGGGCAUAUUUUAGUGUUUUAGUAAAUAGCGUUCAAGUGAUUGAUGUUAAUACUAAAGAUCAUUUACCUAGUUUUAAGGAUUCUGAUGAUUUAUCCACCAAAGGUAUUUUGCUUAAACUGACUGAUGUCUUGUUCUAUCCAGCAGAAGGAUCCGUAAUCAAUUUGACAAAGAAUAAAUCAUUAAAGUCUCGUAUUUUUGGGGGAUCGUCGAAUGUUCACCAUCGUCCUCACGCAAGAAAGCAAAUUAUCAAUCCUGAUUUUAAAUUAGAAGAUUUAGGUAUUGGUGGGUUAGAUGCCGAAUUUCAAGAUAUUUUCAGACGUGCAUUUAAUUCAAGAAUUUUACCUCCUGAUAUUGCUGAAAAAUUGGACUAUAAGCAUUGUAAAGGUUUAUUAUUGUAUGGACCUCCAGGUACUGGUAAAACUUUGAUUGCUCGUAAAUUAUCCAAAAUGCUUAAUGGGAAAGAACCAAAGAUUGUUAAUGGUCCCGAAAUGUUGAGCAAAUAUGUCGGUGCCUCGGAAGAAAAUAUCCGUAAUUUGUUCAAAGAUGCCGAAGCUGAAUACAAGCAAAAGGGAGAAGACUCUGAUUUACAUGUGAUUAUUUUUGAUGAAUUGGAUUCUGUUUUCAAGCAAAGAGGUUCUGCAAGAUCAGAUGGAACUGGAGUUGGUGAUAAUGUUGUUAACCAAUUAUUGUCAAAAAUGGAUGGUGUGGAUCAGUUAAAUAAUAUUUUGGUUAUUGGUAUGACUAACAGAUUGGAUUUGAUUGAUACCGCCUUAUUAAGACCCGGUAGAUUUGAAAUUCAAAUUGAAAUUGCUCUUCCGGAUGAAAAGGGUAGAAAAGAUAUUUUCUUAAUUCAUACUAAAAAAUUACGUGAAAAUGACAUUUUAACUCCGGAUGUUAAUUUUGAUGAAUUGAGUAUUUUAACUAAGAAUUUCACUGGGGCUGAGAUUGAAGGGUUAUGUAAUUCUGCAAAGUCAUAUGCAAUUUCUCGUCAUACCAAAAAAGGAUCAUUAGCCCAAAUUGAUCCGGAAACUAUUGCAAACUUGAAAAUCACCCGUAAUGACUUCUUGUUGGCUUUGAAUGAUAUUAGACCAGCAUUCGGAACUGAUGAGGAAGAUUUAUCACAACAAGCAAAGCAUGGAAUUAUCCAAUUCAACGAAGCUAUUAGACAUGUAUUUGAAAAGGGUCAGUCUAUAGUCGAUGUUGUUAGAUCCAGUGAAACAGAAACUUUAAGAAGUAUUUUAUUAUAUGGAGCAGCUGGUGUAGGUAAAACUGCUAUUGCGACUACAUUGGCAUUAAAUUCCGACUUCCCAUUUAUUAAGAUGUUAUCAGCGGAGACUUUGGUAGGAAUGGGCGAAGCCCGUAAGAUCCAAGAGAUUGACACUGUGUUUAGAGAUGUGCACAAGUCUCCUCUUAAUGUUCUUGUUAUUGACAAGAUUGAAAAUAUCAUCAAUUAUAAUCCUAUUGGUCCAAGAUUCUCCAACGAUAUCUUGCAAGUUUUAAUGGUUUAUUUGACAAAGAAACCGCCCAAGGGAAGAAGAUUGUUGAUAAUUGGUACUACCUCGCAAUAUUCGGUUUUCAAGCACAUGAAUUUGGUUGAUGCUUUCACUGAUACUAUCCCCAUUCCACCUAUUAAGAAGGUAGAAGAAAUUGGAAGAGUUUUAGAGAAAUUAGGAUUCAUGACCGAAAGAGAUCGAGAAGAAAUCUUACACCAAUUGUCACAAUAUGAAAUCAAUAUAGGCGUGAAGGGGUUGAUUGAUGUGUUGAUGGUUAGUAAAUAUUCUAAAGACAAUGUUGAUGAGGUUGUAGCUAACAUUGUUGAAAAAAUGAAUGCUCUUUAACGGAAAAGUAGGAAAUUGCCCAGAACCUGAAAUUUUUAUUUCAUUAUCACUUAUUUUGUAUAGAAAUAGAAAUUAAUUUUUUUUUUU
Spathaspora passalidarum NRRL Y-27907 is the source of this 2576-nucleotide messenger RNA. RefSeq names its product AAA family ATPase (gene SEC18). The record is from RefSeq and is a predicted model, not a curated record. The transcript has a single exon. Lineage: Eukaryota; Fungi; Ascomycota; Pichiomycetes; Serinales; Debaryomycetaceae. Gene Ontology annotation, biological process: SNARE complex disassembly; Golgi to plasma membrane protein transport; intra-Golgi vesicle-mediated transport. Gene Ontology annotation, cellular component: Golgi stack. Bases 96 to 2489 code for a protein of 797 amino acids. Gene Ontology annotation, molecular function: ATP hydrolysis activity; ATP binding.